Molecule: messenger RNA, 939 nt
Organism: Durusdinium trenchii
Lineage: Eukaryota; Dinophyceae; Suessiales; Symbiodiniaceae
Source: the annotation of a GenBank genome assembly
AUGAAGAUUGCAAGCCAGAACCUUGAGAAAGAAGAUGGGGAGUACAGGGCCAGAACCUCCAGGCUAAUGAAGUGGAAGGAAAUGGUGCGGGAAUCCCAGAAGCACCUUGCUUUGCCAGAGAAUCCACCGGAACGAAUCAUGCCGGGCAACGUCGUCUUGUUCCACACGCCCAGCGCUGCAAGCGAGAUCGAGAUUGGCCUAGUUCUGAGCUGCUGGAGGGGCGUGAAGGCCCCCAAGAUGCAUGCGUCAGAGAUACGGAUCGACAGCUGCAGCGCCUUCCGAGCGGUUGUGCUCAACAAAAUGUCAGACAACGAUCCCAGCAAUGAUUGGUUUUGCGAUUCGAAGAGCACAGCGUGGGUUGUCCGGACAGAGGCACUAAUUUGCAUUCUGGAUGUCGAACGGUGUGUGCAUCCACGUGACCAUGACGGCUUCAUGAAAGUGGUUCUGAAUGAUGAGUCCACGGAGGCGUUGGCAAAAGCUCAUACCCUUCCCCGUUGGGAUGUCUCUGCCACUAUGACACGUGGAGUGAAGGGACCCAAGGGAAUCAUCUCCAAGGCGAAGGCAAAUCCAAAAGGUGCGAAGAGGAAGGCAGAAGGUACUGACUCAUCAGCCAAAGCAGCCAAGGCUUCAAAGAAGCCAACUGCUGCGCAGGUGUUGAAGGAGGUUGCGGAAGCAGAAGCCGGAGCAGAGGCGACUAGCAGCAAAACAGUGCCAGAACAGAGGUUCACUCGCUCCCAAAAGGGCCGGGAAGCCAUCAAGAUGAAGUUCGAGAAGCUGGUCAAGCUCGACUCACUGAUGUUCAAACAGAAUCCCUCAUUCUCGCUGGACGGGCUUUGCCGAAUGAAAUACCCAGUCGCUGAGGGGUUGUCCAUGCAGCAGAUGAGCGAUUCCAUUGCAUCUUGCUUCGAGGGCAUGUGCCUUGGAAUGACUUGGCAUUAG